UCAAUGAGCUCGGGGCGCGCGCGGUGUGAGACGUGCGGUAAAUACUGAGGAGCAACUGACAGUGCGUGAUCAACAAAUAUUUUCUAUUUUUCUGAAUGUAUUUACAUCUGACAGCUACAGAGACACUUGUGCCAGAAUGCAACGUUGUUGUUGCUGAGCAUUGUGUCUGUGUGUGUGUGUAAAUGUGUGUAUGUGGACUUUGACGGGGACAGCGGACAAGGACAUUCUACUGGAAACAGUCACUCAGCGAUGUUUGGCACUGAUUGGCAUGUUUUUUUCCUAAAGACACACAGUCUGGAUUAACCGUUGUUCACAUGUAUGGAUUUUUUCCCUUUAUUUUCAUUCUUUUGAUUUUCUCCCUCUUUAUAUAGUGUUUUUUUUUUUUUUUGCUCCUACAGUUUUUCCUCGCUGAAGAACGGUGAGUCACUGCAGGCAGGCAGGCUGAAGGCGAGCCGCUGCAUCCUAAUCACACAGCGGAGAGCUCUGACUCCAGCUCAUUGACAUUACAGUCAUACUUUUCUCGAACACUUUUUUUUCAAUUUUGACUGCGCUGCACUGUAGCCUGUGUGUGCAUCAAGCAAGCGAAAGCCUGUGGAUUUUUCCUGCUCCUGCGCGCAGAGUGGAAGGAGGAUACGGGUGGAACCUGUAUAGGGAAUGAAACUCUCCUUGAACCCUGCUGGAACUGACUGUUUUCUCUUCUUUUUUUUUUAUUCAUCACUGCUUUAUUUAAUUCUUGGACUAUUGCAACAGUUUAUCCGGGUGGUAUGAGCGAAUGCUUACAAUGACUAUUCUGUUUGGAGACUGGAUCGCGAUUACUGCUCAGAUGAGUCUGGGCACUCCGCUGAAUAUAAAUUAGGGUCCUCAGCACCACAGAUUGCUCGAGCAGGCAGAGGAAGAGCGACACACAGCAAAGACAAUCUUCAAAGACAAAUGCCAAGGUCUCUCAUGAUGAACAGAACUCUUUUUUUGGUCCUGACUAAUAGAAAUACCAAAUUUGAACAUCAUAUCAACAGGUCAAAGGAAGCAUAAACGCAACGCAAUCUUAGCCCACAGCAGUUUUUACAGAGUAGGGAUGUAUCUUUCUAUUUUCUUUUUCCUCCUUUUAUGGGCUCAAGCCCUGACGUUGAAAAACUUGAAUUACUCUGUCCCAGAAGAACAGGGUCCGGGGACAGUGAUUGGAAACAUUGCCAAAGAUGCCAGACUUGGACUUGAACAGACUGGGCAGGGAGGACAGGGUAAGAAAGCCAACUUCAGGGUGCUGGAGAACUCAGCCCCACAUCUCAUUGACGUGGAUCCCCAAAGUGGACUGCUGUACACAAAGCAGCGCAUUGACAGGGAAACAUUGUGUAAGAGAAACCCCAAGUGCCAGCUCUCCAUGGAGGUGUUCGCCAAUGACAAAGAGAUCUGCAUGAUCAAAAUAGAUAUUCAGGACAUUAAUGACAACUCGCCCAUUUUCCCCUCUGAUCAGAUUGAUAUUGACAUUUCAGAAAAUGCUGUGCCAGGGACACGCUUUCCCUUGACCAGUGCACAUGACCCAGAUGUAGGAGAAAAUAGCCUGAAAACCUAUCAAAUAACCCGUGAUGACUACAACCUCUUUUCCUUGGAGGUAAAGUCCCGUGGGGAUGGGACAAAAUUCCCUGAAUUAGUUAUUCAACGACCAUUGGACAGAGAAGAGCGAAGCCAUCACACUUUAAUUUUGUCAGCCACUGAUGGAGGGGAAUAUCCUCGAUCAGGUACCAUGCAGAUAAAUGUUAAAGUUAUUGAUUCCAAUGAUAACAGCCCUGUGUUUGAUCAGCCCUCAUAUGUUGUGGAAAUACCUGAAAAUUCGCCACCUGGGAAAGUCCUUAUCGAUUUAAAUGCUACAGAUCCUGAUGAGGGAAACAAUGGACAAGUAGUCUAUUCUUUUAGUGGCUAUGCCCCAGAGAGAAUCCGUGAGCUCUUCUCCAUAGAUUCGAGAACAGGGGUCAUAAAGAUUCAGGGUGAAAUUGACUACGAAGAGAGCCCAGUUAUUGAGAUUGACGUGCAGGCAAAGGAUCUAGGUCCCAAUCCAAUCCCGGGCCAUUGUAAAGUCACAGUUAAAGUGCUUGACAGGAAUGAUAACUGGCCAUCUAUAGGCUUUGUGUCUGUGAGACAGGGAGCCAUCAGUGAGGCAGCACCUCCAGGCACUGUCAUUGCUCUGGUGCGUGUCACAGACAAGGACUCAGGCAGGAAUGGGCAGCUUCAAUGCAGAGUGCUGGGUAAUGUUCCCUUUAAACUUGAGGAGAACUAUGAUAACUUCUAUACAGUGGUGACGGACAGGCCCUUGGAUAGAGAGGUUCAGGAUGAGUACAAUGUCACAAUUGUGGCCAAGGAUAAUGGCAUUCCUCCUCUAAACUCUACCAAAUCCUUUACUGUAAAAAUUCUAGAUGAGAAUGAUAAUGUUCCUCACUUCACAAAGGCAGUUUAUCUUCUUCAGAUACCUGAAAAUAACAUACCCGGCGAGUACCUUGGUUCAGUUCUGGCACACGACCCAGAUCUUGGCCAGAAUGGGACGGUGUACUACAGCAUAGUGAACUCCAAUGUGAGUGGAGGAGACGUCAACACCUAUGUUAAUGUGAAUGCGGCUAAUGGAGCCAUCUAUGCCGUGAGAUCUUUUAACUAUGAACAAAUCAAGUAUUUCGACUUUAAGGUUCUUGCAAAAGAUGCGGGAUCUCCACACCUGGAGAGCAACGCGACAGUGCGCAUCAGCGUUCUGGACGUCAAUGACAACAUCCCUGUUAUAGUUCUGCCCUUACUCCUAAAUGACACUGCUGAAAUCCAUGUGCCGCGUAAUGUCGGUGUUGGCUACAUUGUCACCACAGUGAGGGCUGUGGAUAAUGACUACGGUGAGAGUGGGAGGCUCACUUAUGAGAUCUCAGAUGGCAAUGAGGACCACCUCUUUGAGAUCGAUCCAGUGACUGGGGAGGUGCGAACAGCACACCCGUUUUGGGAUGAUGUGAACCCCAUGGUGGAGCUGAUCAUCCGUGUAUCAGACCACGGCAAGCCAACUCUCACCGCCGCCGCCAGACUCAUUGUCAAGGCUUCCAAUGGACGUCCACCUGAUGGACUGCCUCACACAAAGGACAAUCAGAACUGGGACAUGUCCCUGCCUCUUAUUGUUACUCUAAGCAUCAUAUCCAUCAUGCUUCUGGCUGCCAUGGUGACCAUAGCGAUCAAGUGCAAGCGGGAAAACAAGGAGAUCCGAACCUAUAACUGUCGCAUUGCAGAGUACUCGCACCCUCAGCUGGGAAAAGGCAAGAAGAAGAAGAUUAACAAGAACGACAUCAUGCUGGUGCAGAGCGAGGUGGAGGAGCGGGAUGCCAUGAAUGUGAUGAAUGUGGUAAGCAGCCCUUCCUUGGCCACCUCUCCCAUGUACUUUGACUACCAGACACGCCUGCCACUCAGCUCACCACGGUCAGAGGUCAUGUACCUCAAGCCCACUGCCAAUAACCUCAGCGUGCCCCAAGGCCACGUGGGAUGCCACACCAGCUUCACAGGCCCAGUCACCAGCACUACAGACACACCUACUAACCGCAUGUCCAUCAUACAGACGGACAAUUUCCCCACUGAGCCUAAUUAUAUGGGUAGCAGACAACAGUUUGUUCAAAGUAGUUCAACGUUCAAAGACCCCGAGCGAGCAAGCCUCAGAGACAGCGGUCAUGGUGACAGCGACCAGGCUGACAGCGACCAGGACACCAACAAAGGCUCCUGCUGCGACAUGUCUGCAAAGGAGGCCCUCAAGUUAAAAGCUACUGGAGUGAAACCGCCGCCUCUGGAACAAGAUGAGGAUUGUGUGAAUUGCACUGAGGAGUGCCGUGUACUGGGUCAUUCUGACCGCUGCUGGAUGCCCCAGUUCCCCGCUGGAGGAAACCAGGCAGAGGGCAUUGACUACCGCAACAAUAUGUUUGUGCCAGCAGGGAUGGAAACUGUUCCCGAGACGGAGACCUACGAGACUGUAAACCCCAAUGGCAAGAAGACAUUCUGUACGUUUGGAAAAGAGAGACGUGACCACACUAUUCUUGUCGCCAAUGUCAAGCCCUACUUAAAGGCAAAACGGGCGCUCAGCCCACUUCUCCAAGAGGUACCGUCAGCCUCAAGCAGUCCUACCAAGGGUUGUUCCACCACAUCUCCUUGCUCAUCAGUCAAAAGCCCAGCUGAUGGGGCUGAAGGCAAACCUCCUCCCGCCACCUGCUCUGGGCACUAUGGUCCUCCUGAUGGUCAGUUCCUGUCACCAACCAAACAAAGCAGAGAGCAGGGGGUCUACCCGCCCUUGCCUCCCUCAGACCCAGUGGCCAAGGUGCUCGCAGAGGCACGCUCCCGGAUCAGCCAAGAGGCGACGGGCGAAAUAGAGUGUCCACUGGAGCAGAUGGAGCCCGACGCAAACCGUGACGGAAUGGAUGCUGACCAGGUAGUGAGAGACAUCGACAAACUAUUGCAGGACUGCAGAGGAAGCGAGGCCACGGGCACGCUCAGGAAGUGACACAGAGGACUGCAAAAAAAAAAGAACAAAAUGGAGAGGUAGAGACAGGAAUAGGAGGCUAUUCCAACAAACUCUCAUACAAAACUGUCACCAAAACGAAUCAAAAAGUUGAAUGACUCUUACCACAGGAGCUCUUUCCUCUGUAUUUGUUGUUGAAAAGUACCCACUCUGGUCCCAUGAUUGGAACAUUUAUUAUGUCAGUCACCAGUUUUGGUGCUGAGAUCCCUAUCAACAAAAAAAAAAAAGAACUUGGUUACAAACGUGAAUUCUGCUGAAUUUAUAAACUCUUUUUUUGUUGUUUUGGAUUCUUAAGCAAAUUGCAGAGGCCUCUGCCUCUGGCACCUCGCAAGCUCUUAUCUAAGUGCCCACCAGCUCAUAAGUGUGUUGUUCAUGGUCUCUCGUGAAACCCAACAUUUCUCAGUGUGCAUAGAUGGAUUUUCUGUUUUGUGUGAUGGCCAUAGAAACUGACUGAAAAAAAAAAGGACUACUCAUGGUCAGACGUGACAAUCGACACCGAAACA
Molecule: messenger RNA, 5019 nt
Organism: Solea senegalensis (Senegalese sole)
Lineage: Eukaryota; Metazoa; Chordata; Actinopteri; Pleuronectiformes; Soleidae
Gene: pcdh17
Product: protocadherin 17
Exons: 5
Coding region: 1073-4498 (1141 amino acids)
Biological process (GO): homophilic cell-cell adhesion
Cellular component (GO): plasma membrane
Molecular function (GO): calcium ion binding
Source: RefSeq, a predicted model, not a curated record